Molecule: messenger RNA, 267 nt
Organism: Caenorhabditis remanei
Lineage: Eukaryota; Metazoa; Nematoda; Chromadorea; Rhabditida; Rhabditidae
Exons: 3
Coding region: 1-267 (88 amino acids)
Biological process (GO): endonucleolytic cleavage to generate mature 3'-end of SSU-rRNA from (SSU-rRNA, 5.8S rRNA, LSU-rRNA); translation; endonucleolytic cleavage in ITS1 to separate SSU-rRNA from 5.8S rRNA and LSU-rRNA from tricistronic rRNA transcript (SSU-rRNA, 5.8S rRNA, LSU-rRNA)
Cellular component (GO): cytosolic small ribosomal subunit; ribosome
Molecular function (GO): structural constituent of ribosome
Source: RefSeq, a predicted model, not a curated record
AUGCAAAACGACGCCGGACAAACCGUCGAGCUCUACAUUCCACGCAAGUGCUCCUCGUCCAACCGCAUCAUCGGACCAAAGGACCACGCCGCUGUCCAAAUCGACUUCGUCGAUGUUGACCCAGAGACUGGCCGCAUGAUCCCAGGAAAGUCAACUCGCUACGCUAUCUGUGGAGCUAUUCGUCGCAUGGGAGAGUCCGAUGACGCCAUUCUGAGACUUGCCCAGAAGGACGGACUCGUUCCAAGAGAUGAACUUAAGUCCAACUGA